AUGAAAGCGGGAGUGGGCGCCCCAGCCCCCCGGAACCCAGCCGGGGAGGUCGGGACCCCCGAGGGGACGGAGGGGGCGGACGCCUCAUCGACGGGAACGGCCCCCGUCGCGGCCGGGGCCGCGGAGGCUCCCGCCGGGACCCCGGCCGCCACGUCAGGCCCCGGUGACCCCGGGGUCAAAGGCGGGCACUGCGUGUUCGUGGAGCCGGCGGGCGGGCCCCGCCCCGAGGCCGAGUACCCCGAGGACGUGUUCAGCGUGGAGGAGCGGCGGCGGGGGUGGGUCCUGCUGCACGUGUCGGGCAUGGCGUACGUGUUCGUCGCCCUGGCCAUCGUGUGCGACGAGUACUUCGUGCCCGCCCUGGGCGUCAUCACCGCCAAGCUGGAGAUCUCGGAGGACGUGGCCGGGGCCACCUUCAUGGCGGCCGGGGGGUCCGCCCCCGAGCUCUUCACCUCCCUCAUCGGGGUCUUCAUCUCCCACAGCAACGUGGGCGUCGGCACCAUCGUGGGCUCGGCCGUCUUCAACAUCCUCUUCGUCAUCGGCACGUGCGCCCUCUGCUCCCGGGAGAUCCUCCGCCUGACCUGGUGGCCCCUCUUCAGAGACGUCUCCUUCUACAUCCUGGACCUGCUGAUGCUCAUCGCCUUCUUCUCGGACGGCACCGUGGCCUGGUGGGAGAGCCUCCUCCUGCUCGCCGCCUACGCCCUCUACGUCUUCGCCAUGAAGUGGAACCGCCCGCUGGAGGCCUGGGUCAAGGGUCGGGUCGGCCGGAGGACGGCGGCCGCCUCCGUCCCCGCAGCGGGAGACGCCCCUCAGGUGGGCAGCAGCGCCGUAGCUGUGAACGAGCCGGAAGACAACGGGAAGCUGAAGCUCCCGUCCCUGCUGGUCCGGGGAAGCAGCUCGGCCUCGCUGCACAACGGCACGCUCCGCGGCACCAUCUUUCAGCUCAUGAUCCACACCUUGGACCCCCUGGGAGAAGGCCAGGUCGGGGACAAGGCAGAGGUUCUGAGCGGCCUGGCCAAGGGCCAAACCGACACCGAGGUCAAAAAGGGAAGCCGACCCUCAGUGGCGGAGCCGGAGGCCUCGUCUCAGGAGCCCCCCGACGCAACGUCCUCCGACCCCCGGACCCAGAGGGACCUCGAGGAGACCCCCGGCCUCCAGGAGGCGGGGGGCGGGGACGCGGGACCUCCGGAGGGGGCGGAAGCCACAGGCCAAGACCGCGAUCCCGGAGACGGAGGGGACGACGGCGGAGGGGACGAGGGCGGUGAGGAGGACGACGACGAAGACGACGACGACGAGGAGGGAGAGGAGGACGAGGAGGAGGAGAACGAGGAGCCCCUGUCCCUGGAGUGGCCUGAAACCAGAAGGAAACGGGCCAUUUACCUCUUCCUCCUCCCCAUCGUGUUUCCCCUGUGGCUGACCGUGCCGGAUGUCAGGAGGCCGGAGUCGAAGAAGUUCUUCGCCUUGACCUUCCUGGGCUCCAUCACGUGGAUAGCCAUGUUCUCCUACCUGGUGGUGUGGUGGGCUCACCAGGUCGGAGAAACCAUCGGCAUCUCCGAAGAGAUCAUGGGGCUGAGCAUCCUGGCCGCCGGCACCUCCAUCCCCGACCUCAUCACCAGCGUCAUCGUGGCCAGGAAAGGGCUCGGGGACAUGGCCGUGUCCAGCUCCGUGGGCAGCAACAUAUUUGACAUCACCGUGGGCCUGCCGGUUCCGUGGUUCCUGUACUCGCUCUUCAACGGGCUGCGGCCGGUGGCCGUGAGCAGCAACGGUCUGUUCUGCGCCAUCGUCCUGCUCUUCCUCAUGCUCCUCUUCGUCAUCACGUCCAUCGCCUCGUGCAAGUGGAAAAUGAACAAGCUCCUGGGCUUCACCAUGUUCGUCCUUUACUUCGUGUUCCUGGUCAUCAGCGUGAUGCUGGAGGAUCGGCUCAUCUCCUGCCCCGUCUCCGUGUGAGGCCCCCGGGGCCCGGGGAGGGGGAAGGCGGGCUGGGA
Molecule: messenger RNA, 1982 nt
Organism: Ornithorhynchus anatinus (platypus)
Lineage: Eukaryota; Metazoa; Chordata; Mammalia; Monotremata; Ornithorhynchidae
Gene: SLC24A1
Product: solute carrier family 24 member 1
Exons: 10
Coding region: 1-1944 (647 amino acids)
Biological process (GO): long-term synaptic depression; intracellular calcium ion homeostasis; calcium ion transmembrane transport
Cellular component (GO): membrane
Molecular function (GO): calcium, potassium:sodium antiporter activity; calcium channel activity
Source: RefSeq, a predicted model, not a curated record